Molecule: messenger RNA, 829 nt
Organism: Gopherus flavomarginatus (Mexican gopher tortoise)
Lineage: Eukaryota; Metazoa; Chordata; Testudines; Testudinidae
Gene: FXYD6
Product: FXYD domain containing ion transport regulator 6
Exons: 13
Coding region: 99-761 (220 amino acids)
Biological process (GO): regulation of sodium ion transmembrane transporter activity; monoatomic ion transport
Cellular component (GO): membrane
Molecular function (GO): sodium channel regulator activity
Source: RefSeq, a predicted model, not a curated record
CCGGACUCCGCGGGCUCCUCUGCACGGGAGAGGCGGCGCCAGCGGAGCCCCCACGGUCCCGUCUCUUCCCCCGGGCUCGGCGCGGGACUGGCGUGGCCAUGGAAACAGCGCUCAUCUUUCUGUGCUCUCUGCUGGUGCCUGUGGUCGUGGCGGAUGCAGCCAAUCAAGAGAAGGAAAAAGAUCCUUUCAACUAUGAUUACCAGAGUUUGAGGAUCGGCGGUUUGGUGUUUGCCGUGGUCUUGUUUUCUGUUGGAAUUCUCCUUAUACUCAGCAGGAGGUGCAGAUGCAGCUUCAACCAAAAGCCCAGAGCCCCUGGGGAUGAGGAGGCUCAGGCAGAGAACUUGAUUGCCUCAAACGCAACAGGGAUCAGAGACCUGAGGACAGACGCUUGGACCACCAAUGCAAGCGACCUGCAAGAAAGCGAGAAUGACAGCAACAGGUGCUUUCCCGGUGGUGCACACGCCCAGACCAGGGCACCCGCUGCACGGCUCGCUGCGAAGAUGGCUGACGAGAUCGUCCCAGAGCAGGUGCCUGACAAGUUCACCUAUGAUUAUGAGACCAUUCGGAAUGGGGGGCUGAUAUUCGCCGUGGUGGCUUUCGUGGUCGGACUCCUCAUCAUCCUCAGUCGGCGGUUCCGCUGUGGAGCAAAGAAGAGAAGAAGAACCACCUGGACUGUCUGGAAAGCAGCUUCCUGCCCACUGCUCUGUCUAGGAGGGGGGAAUUGUCUUCAGGAGCCAAGCCCCUUGCACCGGAGACAUUAACCUUCUUGGCCCUGCACCUCUAUACACACCAUUUGCAUGGCUUUCCUUUGUAAAAUCAGUUCAGUGCU